Molecule: messenger RNA, 878 nt
Organism: Neltuma alba
Lineage: Eukaryota; Viridiplantae; Streptophyta; Magnoliopsida; Fabales; Fabaceae
Product: probable sugar phosphate/phosphate translocator At1g06470
Exons: 8
Coding region: 109-639 (176 amino acids)
Source: RefSeq, a predicted model, not a curated record
GAGACUCCAAGCUUUAAACUGUCUGGCAUCAUCUUAGUUAUCUCCAUUGGUAUAUUACUAACAGUUGCAAAAGAGACAGAAUUUGAAUUUUGGGGAUUUGUACUUGUUAUGCUUGCUGCUGUUAUGUCUGGGUUCCGUUGGUGCAUGACUCAGAUCCUUCUGCAGAAAGAAGCCUAUGGGAUAAAAAAUCCGCUUACCUUGAUGAGCUAUGUAACUCUAGUAAUGGCAGGGGCAACUGCUCUUCUCUCUCUUGCAUUGGAUCCAUGGGGGGAAUUCAGGCAAAAUGAAUAUUUUAAUAGUCCAUGGCAUAUUACUCAGAGUUGUUUACUGAUGCUUUUAGGUGGCGCACUUGCUUUUCUUAUGGUCCUAACAGAGUAUGUUCUUGUCUCAGUAACUAGUGCCGUCACAGUUACAAUAGCUGGGGUUGUUAAGGAGGCUGUCACCAUAUUGGUUGCUGUCCUGUACUUUCAUGAUCAAUUUACUUGGUUGAAAGGACUUGGUCUCUUCACUAUCAUUGUUGGUGUUGGUUUAUUCAAUUGGUACAAAUAUUGGAAGCUUCAGAAGGGUGAAGCAGGUGAAGAGCAUGUGGGUGGGACCUUCAAAACAGAUUCGGCUACAAAUCCCUUGUGUAUAUUUUGAAGCUGAUUGGGUGGAGAGAAGAGAGAACAAAUCUCCCACAUAUAAUAAACAACAUUUUGUCUUUUAUUUUGCUUCAUUCAUUUGACAUUCUCUCUAAGAUAAUUCCACAGAGGCUGUUGUAUAUUACAGAACAACUUGCUAUUGUGUUAUAAUCUUGAAAUUUUGGUUAGACUGUGCACAAGUUAUUUUAAAUGCCGGAUGAAUAUUUACAUAUUCUUAUUGGCUAUCGAUUUUUUAAU